AAUAAUACCUGUUGAGAUGACAAUAUAGGGGAACAGUACACAUAUUUUUGUGAUUCUUGAUAUUGAAAACCUUUCAGUCCUCCAGUCAAAUUGAUUAUAACCAGGUUAGUUGUGUAUUAUAACUAUUAUUAGCAGUGAAAUUAAUUCUAACAAGCAUCUCUUCUGAAUAGAUUCAUCAAAUCACAUGAAUGGACACAGUUUAAUAAUAAGAGAUUACGUCUAUGCAAGAUACUAGUUUUAUACAGAGUAUUAUUAUGGUUUUCCUACCUGUGCUAUUCCUCCUCUGGGCUUGUCAUCCUUCAGAUGCUGCAGGUCGUCUAAGAGAUUUAAUCUUUGUAGAAAACAAAAUGAAUCUAAACACAGCUCGAGAUCACUGCAAGAGUCAUUUUACUGACCUUGUCACAGUUUACGACCAACAAGACAAUGCAGAAUUAACUCAAAAGGCCCGUCCUUCUGGUGCUUGGAUUGGUGCCUACACAAGUAACAGAACCAAUAAGUGGUCAAAUGGUGAUGAAGUCACAUUCAGCAAAUUAAAAGGGAAUUGUGGGGAAAUCUGUUGUGCUGCUAUGAAAGCUGAUGGAGAAUGGGAAUCUCUCCAAUACAAUACAACAAAAUACUUCAUGUGCUAUGAUCAAGAUGGUGAAGCAUCAUACAUCUACCAUUUAAUCAUUCAAAACAAAACCUGGUUUGACGCUCAGGCGUACUGUAGAAAGAAUCACAUUGAUUUAGUCACUAUCAGAGAUGAGACGGAGAAUAAUCAGGUGAAGGAAGCAGGACAAAUGAGUAACACUAGUUUCUGGAUUGGACUCCUGAGCGAUGACUUUGAAUGGUUUGAUGGAGGAAAGUCUGCUUUCAGAAUCUAUCCAUUAGAUAAAAGUUCAGUUACAGGAUAUGUGACAUUGCUCAGACACGGUCACUGGGCGAAACGAACACAUGAUAUUCAAUUCAACACUCUAUGUUACAAAAGCCACAUUCAUGUUAACACAGAUCAAAUGUCUUGGGAGAAAGCUCUGGAUUACUGCGAUAGUAAUGAGAAUACUUCUGGACUCCUGCGCAUCGAGUCUGAGGAUGAUCAGAUAGAAACGGAGCGAGAACUAAGGAGGAGGAAUAUUUCAUGGUCCAGUGUGGGUGGGGCUUAGACAGAGUCGACUCUUUGGAUUUUGGAUUUGGUCCAAUGGGCUUUAUGUGGGACCCUGGACCAACUGGAAAGGAGGAAGUCAACCAGAACAUCAGAUGUCCCACCACUGUGGUGCCAUAGAGAAGA
Molecule: messenger RNA, 1264 nt
Organism: Myxocyprinus asiaticus (Chinese sucker)
Lineage: Eukaryota; Metazoa; Chordata; Actinopteri; Cypriniformes; Catostomidae
Product: macrophage mannose receptor 1-like
Exons: 4
Coding region: 222-1139 (305 amino acids)
Source: RefSeq, a predicted model, not a curated record